Chrysochloris asiatica (Cape golden mole) is the source of this 323-nucleotide messenger RNA. RefSeq names its product neuronatin (gene NNAT). Lineage: Eukaryota; Metazoa; Chordata; Mammalia; Afrosoricida; Chrysochloridae. The transcript has 3 exons. The coding region runs from base 78 to 323 and encodes 81 amino acids. Gene Ontology annotation, cellular component: cytoplasm. Gene Ontology annotation, biological process: brain development; positive regulation of insulin secretion. The record is from RefSeq and is a predicted model, not a curated record.
AACAUCCGACUCCGAGGGAUCUGUGGACCUCGGCGAACCAGCAGCCCGCUUUAGACUUAGCCACCACUCUUGGAACCAUGGCGGCAGUAGCGGCAGCCUCGGCAGAGCUGCUUAUCAUUGGCUGGUACAUCUUCCGCGUGCUGCUACAGGUGUUCCUGGAAUGCUGCAUUUACUGGGUAGGAUUCGCUUUUCGAAAUCCUCCAGGGACACAGCCCAUUGCGAGAAGUGAGGUGUUCAGGUACUCCCUGCAGAAGCUGGCGUACACGGUGUCGCGAACCGGGCGGCAGGUGCUGAGGGACCGCCGGCAGCGGGCCCCCAACUGA